This is a messenger RNA of Strigops habroptila (Kakapo), 3263 nucleotides long. Its product is annotated as putative PIP5K1A and PSMD4-like protein. Gene Ontology annotation, biological process: phosphatidylinositol metabolic process. Bases 76 to 3195 code for a protein of 1039 amino acids. The transcript has 26 exons. Gene Ontology annotation, molecular function: phosphatidylinositol kinase activity. The record is from RefSeq and is a predicted model, not a curated record. NCBI's taxonomy places the organism in Eukaryota, Metazoa, Chordata, Aves, Psittaciformes, Psittacidae.
CCGCCCCCUCAGGGUGGUGCGGUCCGGAGCCGCGGGGCGGGGCCUGGCGGGGCGGGAGGCAGGGAGCGCUCCAAGAUGGCGGCGGCGGGGCCUGAGUCGGGCGGCAGCAGCGGCGGGAUGGCGGGCUCAUCUACUUUCAAAAAAUCACUCACCCCUGAGAUGCCAGGUGCUUCUGGGCAGCCAGGCUCACAGACCAUAAAGAAAGGGCACAGAGGAGUGGACUCCACGGGUGAGACUACCUAUAAAAAGACAACAUCAUCUGCCUUGAAGGGUGCCAUUCAGCUGGGCAUUACACACACAGUUGGAAGCUUGAGCACCAAACCCGAAAGAGAUGUUCUCAUGCAAGAUUUCUACGUAGUAGAAAGUAUUUUCUUCCCAAGUGAAGGGAGUAACCUGACCCCAGCUCACCAUUACAAUGACUUUCGCUUCAAAACCUACGCUCCAGUGGCCUUUCGCUAUUUCCGGGAGCUCUUUGGGAUCCGACCAGACGACUACCUGUACUCGCUCUGCAAUGAGCCACUCAUUGAACUUUCCAACUCCGGCGCCAGCGGAUCCCUCUUCUACGUGUCCAGCGACGAUGAGUUCAUCAUCAAAACGGUUCAGCACAAAGAGGCUGAGUUCUUGCAGAAGCUGCUGCCUGGCUACUACAUGAAUUUGAACCAGAACCCAAGGACGCUGCUGCCAAAGUUUUACGGCCUGUACUGUGUCCAGGCUGGGGGCAAGAACAUUCGCAUCGUUGUGAUGAACAACCUGCUGCCACGCUCUGUCAAAAUGCACCUGAAGUACGACCUCAAGGGCUCCACCUACAAGCGCCGAGCGUCCCAGAAGGAGCGGGAGAAGGUCUUCCCGACGUACAAGGACUUGGAUUUUAUGCAAGACAUCCCCGAUGGCCUCUUCUUAGACUCUGACAUGUAUAAUGCUCUGUGCAAAACGUUGCAAAGAGACUGUUUGGUCCUGCAGAGCUUUAAAAUCAUGGAUUACAGUUUGCUUGUUGCAAUCCAUAACAUCGACCUGGCCCAGCGGGAGCACGCGAUGGCAGAUGGGACGUUGCAGGCUGACAUGCGGCGACCCGCUGCCCAGAAGGCCCUUUACUCCACAGCCAUGGAAUCCAUCCAGGGAGAGGCCCGGCGAGGUGGCACCAUAGAAACAGAUGACCAGAUGGGAGGAAUUCCAGCCCGCAACGCCAAGGGGGAGAGGCUACUCCUGUACAUUGGCAUCAUUGAUGUGUUGCAGUCCUACAGAUUUGUCAAGAAGCUGGAGCACUCUUGGAAGGCCCUUGUACACGAUGGGGACACGGUAUCUGUGCACAGACCCAGCUUCUACGCCGAAAGGUUCCAACGGUUCAUGUGCAACACAGCGUUCAAGAAAAUACCCUUAAAGCCAUCCCCUUCGAAGAAGAGCCGCUCUGGCACAGCAGUUCCCCGGCGGAGCUGUCAAGGAGCGGUGCCUUCCCAGUCACACAUGUCUUGUGAGACCAAAGCACAAGUGACGACAGAGGCGGAUGUAGAGCAAGGUUCCCACCUUGGUCGCCCAGAUCUCCUGCCCAGGACCCUGCCAGUGGAUGAAGCCAACAGCGAUUCCAUCGCCACGACCCUGUCCACCUCGUCCUUGGGCAGCGGAGGCCUCAACUCGCCCGCAAACAGGUCAGUGGGCGUGCAAGUGCAUAAAGCUGACAGCUCAGCAAAGGAUUUGACUAGGACAGCUCCUGGCAUCUUCCUGUCUAGUGGCUCCCCAGGGCCUUCCAUACCCGAGCACUCUGCAGAGCUGAGGGAGCAGCUCGAAGACCUGCAGGAGACUGAGAUAAGCUUUGGCCAGGGUGGGGGAGAGCGGGACUCCGUUGCGUGUGUCUGUGGGGCGGAGGGGAGCGGGACCCCCUUACAGUGCCUAUGCGGGACUGGGCAGGAGCGGGGACCUGUUGCCGUGUCUGUGCGGAACCUGGGGGGCAGCAGGACCCCGUUGCGGUGUCUGUGCGACGGGAAGCGGGGAUUGGCCGGUAGCGUGGAGCCCGUCGGCGGGCGCGGUGUGAGCUGUGCUGCGGGCCGGCGCUGGGCCGCGGCCGGCAGGAUGGUUCUGGAGAGCACCAUGGUGUGCGUUGACAACAGCGAGUACAUGAGGAAUGGAGACUUCCUCCCGACUCGCCUGCAAGCCCAGCAGGAUGCGGUCAACAUCGUGUGCCACUCGAAAACCCGCAGCAACCCCGAGAACAACGUGGGGCUCAUCACUUUGGCCAAUAACUGUGAGGUGCUCACCACGCUCACCCCAGACACGGGCCGGAUCCUUUCAAAGCUCCACACGGUGCAGCCCAAGGGGAAGAUUACCUUUUGCACAGGGAUCAGAGUUGCUCAUCUGGCUUUGAAACACCGCCAAGGCAAGAACCACAAGAUGCGAAUCAUUGCCUUCGUCGGGAGCCCUGUGGAAGAUAACGAGAAAGAUCUGGUGAAACUGGCAAAACGUCUUAAGAAAGAGAAAGUCAACGUGGACAUCAUCAAUUUUGGAGAAGAGGAAGCCAACACAGACAAGCUGACUGCCUUCAUUAACACCUUAAACGGCAAGGACGGGACUGGCUCGCACCUGGUGACGGUGCCACCGGGGCCCAGCCUGGCUGACGCCCUCAUCAGCUCCCCCAUCCUGGCCGGGGAGGGCGGUGCCAUGCUGGGCCUCGGUGCAAGCGAUUUCGAGUUUGGGGUGGACCCGAGCGCGGACCCGGAGCUGGCGCUGGCUCUGCGUGUCUCCAUGGAGGAGCAGAGGCAGCGGCAAGAGGAGGAGGCCAGGAGGGCUGCAGCUGCCUCUGCGGCUGAGGCUGGGAUAGCAGCCACUGCUGGGGACGAUUCGGACGAUGCUUUGCUGAAGAUGACGAUCACUCAGCAGGAGUUUGGCCGGGCCGGGCUGCCCGACCUCAGCAGCAUGACGGAGGAGGAGCAGAUUGCUUACGCCAUGCAGAUGUCACUGCAGGGGGCAGAGUUUGCCCAGGCGGAGGCAGCAGAAGUGGACAGCAGCACAGCCAUGGACACCUCCGAACCCACUAAGGAGGAGGAUGACUACGACGUGAUGCAGGACCCUGAGUUCCUGCAGAGUGUGCUGGAGAACCUGCCAGGCGUGGACCCCAACAACGAGGCCAUCCGCAACGCCAUGGGCUCGCUGGCCUCGCAGGCCUCCAAGGAGAGCAAGGACAAGAAGGAGGAAGAGAAGAAGUGAGGGCCCGGGGGGGGGGCCCGGCGCGGGGGGGUCCUGCUGGAGAGGGGCAAUAAAGGCUUCCACGGGCG